CUUCCCCAUUGUGUUCUGUUGCGUCGUGUAGACGGAUGUGAUUUCUGAUAUUUUGCUCUUUUGCAUUCGAUAUUUGAUCAUCUCCAUUCUCCCGCAUGCGAAGCCGCAGUCGCUUGGCUGCACGCCAGCUUCAGGGCAUAUUCCCUUCAUGGUAGCAGAUCAUGAACGAUUCUAGCAUGGUAACAAGCAGUAGCGUGUGCCACACGAGCACUUGAACUUGACCUUUGACGACAGUGAUUUCAUCUGAUGAUGUUCAUAUUGCUGAAACUCGGACCCGAAUAUUGUGGUAGGGAUGGAGAAAAGCCAAGCCUUGCGACUACCCCAACCAUAUGAACCCUCGCACCAUGCGGAAAACCGACAAGAAUUUAGAAUUCCGGAUACGUCGGAAUUCGGAUUACGUCCGAAGCAACCCACAGGGAUUAAUGAAGGAUUGUCCACCAUCGACGCACGCAGCCCGACUGCAAUCGACAACGGAUCCAUCUUCCGUGCGAUUGCCAACGAAAAAUCCAGCAGAGAAGGCACGACCAAAAAUGCUGACCUUUUCAUCACGCAGAAAAUGGCGCUGCGCGCUAGAAUACUGCAAAUUUCCUGGUGCGACCUGGAUCUGUUGAAAUGUUGCUUCCACUUGUUAAUAAAAAUAAGCGGGAUUAUCUCCGCCAAUCGCGUCUUUGCUGGGUUGUCUGAAAUUUUUGUUGCGGUUGAAAUAUGGCCGGGAAGUGCUGCAGAAAGUAAAAUUGAACAACAUUGCUACAACAUCCUGGAAACUACGACUACGAUUGUUGCAGUCGUAGUUCCCAUUUUAAGGCUACGAUUUGUUGUACAGCUUUUUCUUACAACUGAAGUAUGGACCAAGCAUAAGUUGAAAGAGCGAUGACCAAACAAUAGCGUCUGGGUCAACACCAGGAUACAGCAUAGGUGUGACGCAGGCAGCAGACAGAUGCAGCUGAUAGCCGAUUUCGUCACAGACUCACAACAUUGAUUACGAUAAUAGCGUUACGCUCCUGCAGAUGCGUUAUAAACAAGGCCAUAUAAAACGGA
This is a messenger RNA of Paramacrobiotus metropolitanus, 1038 nucleotides long. RefSeq lists its product as uncharacterized. Bases 293 to 874 code for a protein of 193 amino acids. The transcript has 2 exons. NCBI's taxonomy places the organism in Eukaryota, Metazoa, Tardigrada, Eutardigrada, Parachela, Macrobiotidae. The record is from RefSeq and is a predicted model, not a curated record.